AUGAUUGCUGCUCCUCAAGUAGUAGAUACUUCUUUAUAUCGUGGACCUAAUGGUGAAAUAGUGACUGGACCUACACCACCUCAACAAGAAGAGGAACCUUUAUAUGUCAACGCGAAACAAUACCAUCGGAUCUUGAAACGACGCGCAGCACGAUUCAAAUUGGAAGAAAUGAACAAGGCAGCUAAAGCAAGAAAACCUUAUCUUCAUGAAAGUCGACAUCGACAUGCUAUGCGACGUCCAAGAGGUCCAGGUGGAAGAUUCCUAACUGCCUCGGAAAUCGCUGAAUUGGAGAAAAAUGGAAAAUUGAAUUUGGAUGAUGAUGAAAGAAAACAAGAACAAAAAGAAGAACAUCAUACUUCUAUGACUGUUCAUUCUACAAACUCAAGUAAUCAUAGUACACCAUCUGAAGAAAUUCAAUCUAUCAAGGAGGACAAUCAUGGAAAUCAAAAUCAUUUAGUCAAUCUACAAUCAUAG
Halteromyces radiatus is the source of this 474-nucleotide messenger RNA. Its product is annotated as CCAAT-binding transcription factor (CBF-B/NF-YA) subunit B-domain-containing protein. Gene Ontology annotation, biological process: regulation of transcription by RNA polymerase II. The record is from RefSeq and is a predicted model, not a curated record. Gene Ontology annotation, molecular function: DNA-binding transcription factor activity, RNA polymerase II-specific; RNA polymerase II cis-regulatory region sequence-specific DNA binding. Bases 1 to 474 code for a protein of 157 amino acids. Gene Ontology annotation, cellular component: CCAAT-binding factor complex. The transcript has 2 exons. Lineage: Eukaryota; Fungi; Mucoromycota; Mucoromycetes; Mucorales; Cunninghamellaceae.